GUGGAGUUCAGGGAAGACGCAAAAUACAAGAUUUGAAGAUUGUGCGAGGCAGGAAGGCUAAAAAACCAAAAGCCACCACGGGAACGUCAGAAUGUGUGCUGUUUGACUGGCCCUCAGCUGUUCGGGAACAAGUUCUUCCCCUACAGAAAAAGGAUGGCUGCAACUCAAAGAUGGCGUCUUUCUUUCUUCAUCUUUCUGGGAGUGCCUUCCAUUUUGGGCCAACGUGUUCUGAAGCAAUCGGUAAGCCGGAUCUGGCCUGGACAGAGACCUUUCAGCCUGUCGAUCAAACACGGCCCAAACAAUCAGGGCAUAUGGACAGCCUGGUUCAACAUUGACCAUCCUGGGGGCAACGGGGAUUACGAGCGCUUGGACGCCAUCCAGUUUUACUACCGGGACAAAGUGUGUCCGAGGCCCUUUGGCAUUGAAGCCCGCACAACCGAUUGGAUCCCUGCGAGCAGCACGGGCCAGGUGAUCCACUCCAGCGCGCAGGAGGGGUUCUGGUGCCUCAACAGGGAGCAGCCUUCUCUGCAGAACUGCUUGAAUUACGCCAUACGGUUUUUGUGCCCCGUAGGCUCUUUACCUCAAGAUUCAAAAAUGCUGUGGUCUUCGUGGUCAAAAUGGAGCGAGUGCUCUGCAAAAUGCGACCAAGCUGGAGUCCAGAUCCGAACCAGGAGGUGCCUCGUAGAAAGCCUCCAGGACCGACGGUGCGAAGAAGUGAGCGAGGAAGGCAGGCGCUGCGUUGGACCCCCUUGCUCAGUUUGCAAUAUGAGUUGUUCCGUGGGCCGCGUGAAUGCUGAGUGUGACGCAUGCAUGUGCGAGGAACAUCUGCUCUACGGCAAAGUCUCUCUCCCAGAUGGCGCCCCGGCUGCUGGCGCUGCCAUCUACCUACAAGCCAAGGCACCAAAGUUAUUAACGGUGUCCGAUGGCGAUGGGACAUUUCGAGUUCCUGGUGUGUGUCCUGAUGGCCAAACUGUUUUGGAGAUCAAGAAGGCGAAGUACAAGACCGCUUUCGUCACCAUGCCCGAGAGCUCCGAAGGUUCCUCCUCGGUCCACAUCCACUUGAAAAGAGCAGACAAACCAUACAUGACCAAGCACCCAGAGAACAAAGCUCGAAGAGAGGGACAAAGCGUCAAUUUCUGCUGCCACGCCACUGGAGAUCCAGCGCCAGAACAAUAUCUUUGGUUCCACAAUGGAACUUUACUGGACCCUUCUCUCUACAAAGACAAAGGCAGCUUGGUGUUGAAGAACUUGAGAAUAGACCAAGCUGGCCAGUAUUUUUGCAAGACCAGCAACGAUGCAGGCUCUGUGAAGUCACAAGUUGCCACUCUCUCGUUAAUAGCAAAAGACGACCCUCCUUGCAACCCCACGCCUGACAGCUAUCUCAUCCGACUGCCGCACGACUGCUUCCAAAACGCAACUGGCUUCUACUACAAUGUCGGUAAGUGCCCUUCAGACACAUGCACAGGAACAUUAGACAAUAGUCUUCGGUGCAAGGACGCCACUGCUUACUGCUGCGGAGUCUCCCAAAUGGAAACCCAAGAAAUAACGUGCAAUGGAUAUAUACUUCCCAUUAAAGUUGCCAAAGAGUGCGGCUGUCAGAGGUGUGUUGAAACCAAGGCCACGAUUCGAGGAAGGGCUGUGGCUUCUGAUACUGGGGAGCCCAUGAGGUUUGGGCAUAUAUACAUGGGGAACAACAAGAUUAGCAUGACGGGCUAUAAGGGAACCUUCUCGAUUCAAGUGCCCACCGACACAGACCGGCUGGUUCUCACAUUUGUCGAUCGCUUGCAAAAGUUUGUGAACACGACGAAAGUAUUGCCUUUCAACAAAAAGGGUGGGGCCGUCUUCCAUGAGAUCAAGAUGUUAAGGAAGAACCCGCCCGUUACACUCGACUCAACAAAGGUCAGUGUGAUCACCUUAGGAGAGAUGGAAGGAGACGAUCCAGUAGCCGAACUGGAAAUUCCUCCCAAUGCGUUUUAUAGACAAAAUGGAGAACCCUAUGUGGGAAAAGUGAAAGCCAGUGUGACCUUUCUGGAUCCAAGGAAUAUCUCCAACGCUGCCACAGCACAAAGUGACCUGAAUUUCGUAGACAACGAAGGUGACAUGCUCCCGCUGCGGACAUACGGCAUGUUUUCUAUGGAUUUCACUGAUGAAACAGCCAGUGAGACGCUCAACGCCGGUAAUGUAAAAGUCCAUCUUGAUUCUGCUCAGGUCAGAAUGCCAGAACAUCUGAAGGGAAUGAAGCUUUGGUCUCUCAAUCCACACACAGGUUUAUGGGAGGAGGAAGGAGACUUCCAUGUUGACCAAAAGAAACGCAGCAAGCGAGAGGAGAGAACGUUUUUGGUGGGCAACAUGGAGAUAAGAGAGAGGAGACUUUUCAAUCUGGACGUCCCAGAGAGCAGACGGUGCUACAUCAAGGUGCGUGCAUACAGAAGUGAGAGAUACCUGCCCAGUGAACAAAUUGUGGGGGUGGUAGUUUCUGUUAUCAACUUGGAACCGACACCAGGCUAUGCUACCAAUCCUAGAGCUUGGGGCCGUUUUGACAGCGCAGUCACCAGCUCUAACGGAGCCUGUGUGCCAGCUUUCUGUGAUGACCAGAAUCCAGAUGCCUACAGCGCUUACGUUAUGGCAAGCCUCGGGGGAGAAGAACUUGAAGCCGUCCCCUCGUCUCCCAGGCUUAAUCCUGUUGCCGUUGGAGUCCCACAACCAUACCUCAAUAAGCUGAAGUACCAGCGAACAGACCAUGUGGAUCGUAACGUAAAGAAAACCGCUUUCCGGAUCAGCGUGGCAAAACCAACUCCCAAUACUGCUGAAGAGAACGGUCCCAUCUAUCCUUACGAGCGAGGAAGAGAAUGCGAAGUAGCUCCAUCCUAUGCGGCUCACUUCAGGUUCUACCGAGUAGAGGGAGACAGGUAUGACUAUAACACAGUUCCUUUCAACGAGGAUGACCCCAUGAGUUGGACAGAAGACUAUUUGGCCUGGUGGCCAAAGCCGAUGGAGUUUAGGGCCUGUUUCGUGAAGGUGAAAAUAAACGGGCCUCUCGAGGUUAACGUAAGGUCGCGCAACAUGGGCGGCACGCAUCCCCGGACCGUCGGCAAGUUGUAUGGUAUCAGAGAUGUGCGCAGCAUCCGGGACUUGGAGCGACCCAAUCUUUCAACAGCAUGUUUGGAAUUCAAGUGCAGCGGCAUGCUGUAUGACCAAGAACGUGUGGACAGGACAUUGGUGAAAAUUAUCCCGCAAGGUAAUUGUCACAGAGAGAGCGUCAACAGCAUGCUACACGAGUAUCUGGUGAAUCAUCUUCCGGUAGCCGUUAAUAAUGACUCCAGCCAGUAUACUAUGCUGGCGCCUCUUGAUCCUCUUGGCCACAACUAUGGGAUCUACACUGUUACAGACCAGGAUCCUAGGACAGCCAAGGAAAUAGCCCUGGGCCGAUGUUUUGAUGGAACGUCGGAUGGUUCUUCAAGAAUUAUGAAGAACAACGUGGGUAUAGCAUUGACUUUUAACUGCCCGGAAAGAGAUGCCCAGCAACAAAGCUUGUUCCAAACACUGCGAAACCUGCCUAGCCAGUAUCCAGCAAGCCCCCUUAGAGAAAGAACAGCUGUAAGGAGACCAAACAAAAAACGUGUGGUUCAGAUCCAGGGGAAAAGUGUCCCUUCAGUUAGAAUUCCUCAAAGAGCCCAAUGAAAUGUUGUAUACCAGGCCUUUACUCUAUGCAAGAGCCAGCAUUGUGCCUCUCAGUGCCCAUCAGUGAACUUUUUAUGUGGCAAUGCACAGAAUUUUUCCACAAAUUAAAGCAUGAGGAAAGCCUCAACUGAUAUGAAGCUGGCCACCCCAUGCCCUUCAUAGAUAUUUCGGUCUCGUUCUAAAAGUGCAUUGAAACAUUUAUAGAUAACCAGUAUUUGAUUCGCUAUAAAAGGAAGGCAGCGGUUCAGGUAUCUAAGCAUCCAGUAGCCACGUGCACCUAUAAAUGAGCCUAUAAAUAGGCACUUUGUGUCAGUGAAUAUUAUGAUUUCUUAGCGUGAACCCUGACACUUAUCAGUUCAGUACUGUCUGAGAGCCAAGCUACACGUGACAAAUUACACUUGCAAAUUACAAGUGGCGAAUUACACUUGCCUGGCAAGUGAACAGACUCACGUGUAUUCCUCCCUGUUCACUUGCCAUUCACUUGCUCUCCAUUUGAUCAAGUGGAGUGCAAGUGAACAGGGAGAAAUACACGAGUCUGUUCACUUGCCAGGCAAGUGUAAUUCGCCACUUGUAGCUUGGCUCUCAAAGGCAUGCAGGGUAGGCAGAACUUAAAGGUCAGGCGAGAUUACCCAGAACAAAGUCAUCUUCUUGCUAUUAUUCUCUGGCUUCCAUCUCUUCCACCCUCCAAUUCUGCUGGCUUGCAAACAUUUUUUGCACUCCUGCUAAAGAUGAUACCCUCAGUCCACAUGCUUCAGGCCCAAAUCAUGCACCAUUAUCAAACAGCCACAGUAAGCAACAGUGGAAAGACUGGGCAUAACUAUUUUAACAACUCUCCAGUUCCGAUUUCUCCGAAUAUUGAAGUUCUGUUUUGAACUGCAUUUUAGUAAUAUUGUAUUUGAAACAUAAGCCCUGUUCAAACGUCUACCUAGCAACUAUGAAUUUGUAAUUCUGCAGAAUAUUAAAUAUUGUAAAAAGUUAGCAAGGCGGGGAGAGAGGACAAGAAUAUCAGCUGUAAAGGAAUGUAUAUAAGCUAUUUUCCUGAUAAUGUAGACUUUCCAGUCUCGUUAGCCAAUGGUAACCAAUAAAAAGGAAUAAAGCGAUUCCUUCAUAGUGAACGUAACUGUAAGAAUUUGUACUUGAAAUGUGAAUAAUGAUAUUUAUUGCUCCA
Messenger RNA from Eublepharis macularius, 4849 nucleotides. RefSeq names its product cartilage intermediate layer protein (gene CILP). The record is from RefSeq and is a predicted model, not a curated record. The transcript is spliced from 9 exons. The coding region runs from base 154 to 3681 and encodes 1175 amino acids. NCBI's taxonomy places the organism in Eukaryota, Metazoa, Chordata, Lepidosauria, Squamata, Eublepharidae.